Cottoperca gobio is the source of this 1362-nucleotide messenger RNA. RefSeq names its product NK1 transcription factor related 2-like,a (gene nkx1-2a). NCBI's taxonomy places the organism in Eukaryota, Metazoa, Chordata, Actinopteri, Perciformes, Bovichtidae. Gene Ontology annotation, cellular component: nucleus. The coding region runs from base 128 to 955 and encodes 275 amino acids. Gene Ontology annotation, molecular function: DNA-binding transcription factor activity, RNA polymerase II-specific; RNA polymerase II cis-regulatory region sequence-specific DNA binding. Gene Ontology annotation, biological process: regulation of transcription by RNA polymerase II; cell differentiation. The transcript is spliced from 3 exons. The record is from RefSeq and is a predicted model, not a curated record.
GCUUGCCUGGAAGACCGGCACAACAAUACAGGAAGCCAGCACUUAUCUGCAAGGCAUGGGGAGGAGGACACAGCAGACGGAUCAAGAACUGUGCAAGAUUUCUAAUAAAAAUGUACUCAAAUGAAGGAUGCUGGACCCCAAGGACUGUGGAGUGACAAUGACGUCCAGUCAUAAGAUUUCUUUUUCUAUAAUUGAUAUAUUGGAUCCGAACAAAUUCAACAGCAAAAGGGGAAACGAACUUUCUAUCGGCAAGGAGAAGUUCCCUGUGUCACAUGAAGAGGGAACAAGUUUGGAGUCGGACAGCACUGCAUGCGAAGACUUCAGAGUUGAGCAGACGAAAGCAGAGGAAGAGGCAGGAGAUGAACACUCUGCAUCCUCCAGGCAUCUUGAGGUUGUUGCUGACCCCCUUCUGCUCUCCCCACUGGCUGAAACAGAGCCUUGUCUCCCUGGGGAAGAAGAGGACGAUGGGGAGUCAGCGGCCAACCAGCAGGACCCCUCACCCCACAAGCGCCGGCGCACGGACCAGGCCUGCUCAAAACCACGGCGCGCCAGAACAGCGUUCACGUACGAGCAACUGGUGGCUCUGGAAAACAAGUUCCGCACGACACGGUACCUGUCUGUGUGCGAGAGACUAAACUUGGCCCUGUCCUUGAGUCUGACUGAAACCCAGGUGAAAAUCUGGUUUCAGAACCGGAGGACCAAAUGGAAAAAGCAGAACCCUGGGGCAGACAGCAGCACCCUGCAGCCCGGCUCCAACUCCCUGGUCAACGCCAGUCCAAACCUGUCCACCUGUGGGGCAAGCCCCGCCAGCUUCCACCAAACUUUCACCAACUUCCCUCCUGGGAAUGUGAUCUUCCACACGGCCGGCGGUGUUCCUCUUUCAAAUGGAGGGCUCUUGCAUCCCUUCAUGUCCAGUGGUUUCGUCCAGCCGACUUAUUUUAACCCACAUCUAUGAGAGAAGCCAAGACUGACUGCAGCUGGUGAUAAUGUUGGGUGAAUCUUUACAGUCACGAUUCACAGCUGAAUCUUACUGCCCAGAAUCAUUGUAACUGUUGCAUUAAUGCCAUAUCAUGUUCUACAAACUGAGGAGAAAAGGACGCACCUGUUUGUUAUGUCCCAUCACCAUUUUCUUCAACUGGGUUAUCUUUUUUUUUAAAGAACUUGAACUUGAACGCCAUAACAAAAAGCCAAAUCUGUGACUGAGCCUAUCAAUUUUUCAAACAUUCAAUGUUCCUUUCUAGCUCUGUGAAAAGACUGCACCUCUCUGUGCUAAUUGUCUGUCAUUGUGUUUGCUGAAACACCUGCUCACGCUGUAUAUUUGACAGUUCGUACAGUAUCAUUUUCUGCAUCGGUGUACUGUCU